Molecule: messenger RNA, 1525 nt
Organism: Arabidopsis arenosa
Lineage: Eukaryota; Viridiplantae; Streptophyta; Magnoliopsida; Brassicales; Brassicaceae
Source: the annotation of a GenBank genome assembly
AAAAAUGACCCAUUUAGUUUUUGGUUUAGUAGAAACUUUAGAUGCAUAGAAGAUACAAACUCAAAAAACAGAGUUUCCAAAUCUUUUUUGGUUUUGACUUAUGAAGCAGAUUUUGAAGAUGUCGAUUAAGGAAACAGAGGAAGGAAUAAUGGAGAAUGAGGUUGGAGAGAAAGGAGAUGAUUUAAGCAUGAAGAGCUUUCUAUGGCAUGGUGGUUCUGUUUAUGAUGCUUGGUUUAGCUGUGCAUCGAACCAGGUUGCUCAAGUUUUGUUGACACUACCUUAUUCAUUUUCACAAAUGGGAAUGGCAUCAGGUGUAAUUCUGCAGAUCUUCUAUGGUUUUAUGGGAAGUUGGACUGCUUAUCUCAUCAGUGUUCUCUACGUUGAGUACAGAAGUCGAAAAGAGAAGCAAAAUGUUAACUUCAACAACCAUGUCAUUCAGUGGUUCGAAGUGUUAGAUGGUUUGCUUGGUCCAUAUUGGAAAGCAAUAGGAUUAACAUUCAAUUGCACAUUUCUUCUCUUUGGUUCUGUUAUCCAACUCAUCGCUUGUGCAAGUAACAUAUAUUACAUAAACGACAAGCUGGACAAGAGGACAUGGACUUACAUAUUCGGAGCAUGUUGUGCAACAACGGUGUUCAUACCGUCGUUUCACAACUAUAGAAUAUGGUCCUUUCUUGGUCUUGGAAUGACAACUUACACCGCUUGGUACCUCACCAUCGCGGCUCUGGUCCACGGUCAGGUCGAAGGAGUUACUCAUUCCGGUCCAACCAAGUUGGUUCUGUAUUUCACUGGAGCCACUAAUAUAUUGUACACUUUUGGUGGCCAUGCUGUUACUGUGGAGAUAAUGCAUGCAAUGUGGAAGCCAAGAACGUUUAAGUACAUAUAUCUAAUGGCUACACUCUAUGUCUUUACAUUAACCAUUCCGUCGGCCAUUUCCGUCUACUGGGCCUUUGGAGAUCAGCUUCUCACCCAUGCGAAUGCCUUCUCUCUCCUUCCUAACUCACCGUGGCGCGAUGCUGCAGUCAUCCUCAUGCUCAUCCACCAGUUUAUAACGUUCGGGUACGCUUGCACGCCGCUAUAUUUCGUGUGGGAGAAAGUGGUCGGAAUGCACGAGACAAAUAGCAUUUUGAUACGAGCGGUCACAAGAUUGCCGGUGGUGAUUCCGAUUUGGUUCUUAGCCAUAAUCUUCCCUUUCUUUGGUCCCAUUAACUCAGCCGUUGGUGCACUUCUAGUCACAUUCACCGUCUACAUUAUCCCAUCACUCGCUCACAUCCUCACUUACCGCUCUGCUUAUUCACGACAAAACGCUGCGGAGAAGCCACCGGCGUUGGUUGGAGGUUGGAGAGGUGCUGUCCUCCUCCGCGGCCGCACCACUGACAUUUGCUCCGCCGCAUUAGACAAUGGAGUGUUUCUGAGCCAACAACGUCAAAUUGUUGGAGUCCAAAUGAACAUCUGAUUUUUUUUUUUUUUAAACAUGUACCAUUUCCUCUUUUUGGUGUUUUAUGCCCAAUAAAAUUAAACAAUUUCC